Molecule: messenger RNA, 15621 nt
Organism: Lymnaea stagnalis (great pond snail)
Lineage: Eukaryota; Metazoa; Mollusca; Gastropoda; Lymnaeidae
Source: the annotation of a GenBank genome assembly
AGAGCGUAAAGAGUUCUUUUUAUUUUUGAGAAUAAUCACAUCGUUAAGAUUUUUCAAUUUUAUUUCCUUUAGUCAUUACGAUUGUGAUACAGAUUUGAAAUGUGCUAAUUUAUGAACUUUAACAAAUUAACUUUGAACGAUGAAAUUAUCAGCAUGUAUGAUAGAGUCCAACCAUGGUGAGAAAUUGAGCUGCGUUUUUAUUAUACUACUGACUACUUUACUUUAUUAACUUUAUUAUUUACUCAAGUGUCUCAAGUCUUUACUGAUUACUGUUACUUCACUUAAUUUAAAAUUUAAGUCUUUAAUAAAGUAUAAUCUUUAACUUAACUUGUCUGACACUGAUUAAUGAUUAACUUAACAAACAACUGAGCUUAUAAUUAUAAAUUAUAACUUAAAAUUUUAGUUAAAAUUUAUUACUUAAGCGUCGCUUAAACUACCUAACCCAAUACCCUUCUACUAAGUGAAAGUGACUCUAGUCUUAAACUUAAAUAAGGGACCUCGAUAUGAUCCAGGAAAUGGCGAAAACCGGGUAUCGUGAAUUCGUUAUCAAAAUGGCAACCUCCACUUUUUAAUUUACCGAGGGUAGUGUUGUUUAGGAUUAUUUUUGCUCAAGUUAGUUUUUUAAUAAAUUCUACUUCUGCCCUCAACUUAAAGCAGACAUUAUUCUUGUUCAUUUGACAUUUUCUUUUUAGAAAAAUUUGAUGGUUUGACUUUGAAAAUUAAUGAUAAUAGCUAAUUAGAAUCAUUCAUAAUUUUUUUGUUGAAAAUAUAAGUUUAAAAAAAGAAAAUGCCAAUGUUAGAUGAAGGCAUAAUUUCAACAUAUCAAAAAUUUGUGAGGUUAGGACCAGUGCAUAGGUGAGAAAUUUUUGCACACAAUUUUUGUCACAUGUGUUCCAAAAUUACCUAUUAUGGAUAAUGAAAGUUUUUGUAGUAAGUAGCUUGAUUUACACUGGAAAUCAAGCAUAUUAUCCUCUAAUAAUAUUUUAAAACAAAGCAACAAUUUAAUAGCACGAAUUCCUUUUAUCUGAUGCUUUUAUUUUGGGGAAGUGGGAUAAAUAGCCCUUUCCUUAUUGUAUUAUGACAACUAAUAGUAUAAAUAAAUAUAAAUAUAUAUAUAUUAUGGCAUCCUUCUGUCUACGUGAGACGAUGGAGUAGCUAUAUAGUUUUACACUUUGACGAGUGGCUCACUAGGCCAAUCCUUGAAUGGCUAUCACGGCUGCAUCUCACGCAGGAGAAUAUUGAAUCUCGGUAAAUUCUUGAUUGACGAAUUGUUCUUUUUGAUUCGAGGGCCUCUUUUCGAGUAACUUCUGCCUUUUUCAUUCCUCCAAACACUGCUUUACGCAUGUUGGAGUGAUGUUCGGCAAUGAAAUCCCAUUAGUUUGUUUCAAUAUUGGAUUCCCUCAUGCUUCGUUUGCAAACGUCAAUAAAUCUCAGGCGCGGUCAUCCAAUAUGUCUUGUCCCCUCUGCCAACUCUCCAUACAGCAGAAUCUUUGGGAUACGUCCUUGCUCCAUUCUCCGUACAUGACCUAACCAGAGAAGGCGUCUCAUGAUAAGAAAAGAGAAUAUGCUAAACAUGUGUGCAUGUUCAAAGACCUCCAUGUUAGGCACCCUGUCCUGCCAACGAAUGCGCAAAAUGCAACGCAGACAUCUUUGAUGGAAGCUGUUGGGUUUCCGCGCCUGACUGGUAUAUGUGGUCCACACUUCGCUACCAUAUAGGAGCGUGCUAAGCACGCAUGCCUGAUAUACACUUAUUUUUGUUUUAUCAGUUAGAUUGGGAUUAUUCCACACCCGCUUAUUCAGUUUAGCCAUAGUUGCUGCUGUUUUUCCAAUCCUGAUAUUGAUCUCUUCAUCAACGGAGAGAGAACUAGAAAUUUAUAUAUAUCCAUCCUAUAAGCCUAGUAUAGUAUAGCAUAUUGCCUAUAGUAGCCUAUAGGUCUAGUACCAUCCCAACUUAUUAUUGCAAGACCUAUUAAUAAACAAUUAACUAUUAUAGUUAAUGAUAUUUUAGGCCAUGUAAUCAUAUUUUAUUAUUUAAUGGAAAUUAUGAUUGUUAAAUUUUAAAAUAAAAAUGUUUUUAAAAAAUAUUCACUUACCUUUGAUAUUGAAAUAUCCUGAAUUCACUCACAAAUCACAAUAUUCCACAAGAAACUUAUAUAAUCCUUAGAAUUCUUCAAGAAAUAACACACUUUCUGAUACAGUAAUCCAAGAAUUUCUUAAGCUUUUACUAAAGAACAAUCAUAAAAGCUUGUACUUACCUCAAGGAAAUGACUAGAACUUAUUUUAAUUUCUAUCAACAGCCAAAGUUGAUACAUGUUGAUUUGUGAAACAAGAUUACUAAUUUUUUGGUCAUAUUCAAAUGGGACCAAAAUGCAUACAUUGUAUAUGGUAAAAUGAAAAGUAUAAUCGUCAAUUUUAUAUAAAUUAUAUAAAUUAUCAAAUAAUCCCUGUAUUAUUUGUUUAUACUGAUAAAUUUUAAACAAUUCCACAGAAAAUUUGAAAUUAAUAUCUAAAGAAUAUUAUUAUUAUUAUUAUUAAAUUAGGGAAAUUUUGAAAAUUUAUGUUUAAAAAACAUUAAUUAAUUAAUACAAGUAAGCUACGAGUCAGCAUAUUUUAUACAUUUAAUAAGGAAAAUUAUCAAGAUUAAAAAUAUUUUUUUGCGGAAUAUUAACAAAAACUAAAAUUGUAAUUUGUGGCUUUAUUUAGAAGAACUCAUAUUUAACUGUGUUCCCUGAAAAUAUCAUAUUUUUGUCUCAUUUUAUAACAAAGUUAUAGGCACAUAAACAAUAGCAAUAUGAGGGUGAUGAAAUGUGGAGGAAAAUCCCAUAGUGAAAAAGGGGUUUGGAGAUCCUUACUAAAAAAUUCAUAACUUUUGAACCACUUGAGCUAGAAAGUUGAUCUUGGUGUUUUUGUAAACUAUUACAUGGGCUCUAGACAGCUGUAGUAUUUUUAUAUUUUUAAAAAUGUUUUGAAAUUUUAAUCAAAGUGCCUACUUAAGUCUACUAACUUUUUUUGUUUAACUUAACUUUAACUAACUGAACUCUGCUAAACUUUGUGUCUGUAUUUGGCAUCCAGAGAAUCUGGUAAGCUUAGCUAACACCACUCUACUUAAUGAUACUUAAAUACUUAAUCUUGUGUUAGUGCUGUAAAUUGUGUUUAUUAAAUUAUUAAUUAUUUUUUUUAUUAUUAUUAUAGUCUACCUAUCAGGAUUGCUGGCUAUAACUAUUCUAUAUGGCUAUUAGGCCACAAAAAUUAAAAAAAAAAAAAAUUUUGUCUUGAAACUCAGGGGAGUGGCCUUAAGAGGGAGGUCCCUUCCCCUGAAAAUUAAAUUAAAUUAAAUGAAAUCAGUCCAGAGCCAUCAUGUCUCAGUCAUAAAAGUUUUGGAGGCCUCUCCCACUUUUCAGUUUUGUACCUGAAAGGCUGCAUUCAAAAUUGCUGGUCUGCACACCAUAAUAAAAGUAUACAAAAUAAUUAAUAAACCUGGCUUUAGACACUUCAGUCCCUGGUGUAGUUGGAAACUUAUCAACUUAAAUGUUCAAAAAAAAACCCAUGCCAUAAAAACACUGCUUUAGAGCAAGGGUCUUAACCUGUGGUCAACAUAAAAGGUCUCACUUUUGUUCUGUGAGCGGCUUUUAAUCUUAUUUUAGGCAUCUAAAUAAUCUAAAUGUUUUUCUUCACUCUUUGUCUGACAAAAAAAAGUUUGACAAAAAAUUGAAUGAGACUCAGUUGAGAUUGAUACUUCAAUCAUUAGUUUGUGAGCUCCAUGUGUUUAAACAUUUAAUAGAAAAUAUAGCACUAAACAAUCUCGCAGUGAACCCAGCAUUAUCAAAGGUUGAUGCAAAGUGGGUCCCAUCAUCAUGGGGGACUGCAGCAUUAUCAAGAGGGUAUGCAGGGUGGGUCAAAUUACUCAUUUACUAACUAUUAAUCUAGUAAAAAUACUUUUCAAUAAUCUUAAUUUCUUUUGAUCUCUUUAAAACUCGAGGCCACCUCCAGCCCCAGGCGUUGCAAGGCUCAAGCUAUCGCUCUGGUUGAAUUGUGUGCAAAAAUCAGCAAUAGGAUAAUUAAUUUUUUUUUUGUGGGCCAAAUUUUUUUUCAAGAACCUGCCAAGAACCAUGUUUUUUGGAGUCAAACUCAAACCAAUUUGUGGAUGACUGGUUGAGCUGCACUCAGGUCGUUAAAGAGCCAGAUGCGGCUCGUGAGCGUGGUUGUGGUUUGCCGACCACUGUCCUAACCAAUCAAAUUUAUCAAAAGAGAGCAUAUUUAGUUAUGUAUGCUACUUUCUUUUUAAUUGUAGGUCAUUUUGGCACAGAAUUGGGACACAUUAAUUUUUUUUUAGGGUCCAAGUUUCAAAUGAAUUUUUUUUUUAAAUUUCCUUUGCACCUUGUAAGUUAAAUUUUAUAGAAACUUAUAAAAAAAAUUAUUUGAAUAUAUUUCUUUUAAACUUUAUCGAUCGUUAGAUUUUAGUUAUUAUGCAAAUAAUGCCCAGUGAAGAACGGGAAGGUUUAUCUUAAGGACCAACUAUUCACCUUAUGUUGACUGUUGGGACUACACAAGUUACUUCACUGUGCUUAGGUUCUCAGCUAGGUCAUCUGGUUAGUGUUUGGGUUAUCAAGUACAAAUAGGAAAUACUCUUACAAUACAUAAGUAAAAACCAAAUCUUUAUUGUACUCAAAAUCGAUCAUUACCAUUUUAAACAUUGGCUUCUUGCUGGAGCGUGGGUGCACAAAUGGCUGAUCAGGCCAAUUCUGCCAUGAAAUGUUCUGGUGCAGAAGGUGCAGGGGAUAGAUGGAACUAAUCUACAAUAAGUACCUAACAACAAAGUUUUUAUUGUACUUUACAAUAUAUACCCAGACCUGUUUACUCUUAUGAUUUUGGCGUACAAUGUACGAUUUUGAGGUGUAUACACUAUAUAUAAUGUAUGUUUAUUUUUUACUAUUAAGAUAAUGUAUUGAAUGAUAUUGUACGAUUUUAAGAGUUUUAGGGUAAACACGUCUGUAUACCUUACUAAACUAAUCUUUUAUAAACUCUAUAAUAUUUGUGACAUUUUUUUCAAGUAGUGGUUUAAUUAGUUCAUGAUCCAUUACCAGGCACCAGAUGUGGCUCCUCAUGUUUCAGUUUCUGGCUUAUAAGAAUUAGCAAGGUCCAUUAGUAAUCCAUAAGUAGGCUUAUACUUCAUUUCACAUUCUCUUUGAUGGAAACAAGACGGUGAAAGACGGCAAUCAUUUUUAUUUUUACGUCUCAUGAAAAAAUUAUUAUUAUUGACACACCGCUCCCUCUUAAACAGAAGUUUUGACUUGUGUCAAAGUCUGCUAUGUACUGUGACUUGUGUCCAGGAAACAUGUGUAUUGUGAUGUUAAUCCAAGUAUGAUGUGUAUUGUGAAGUUUGCCCAAGUCUCAUGGGUAUUGUGAUGUUUUCCUAAGUCUCAUAUAGAUUGUGUCUUUGGUCAAAGUCUAGUGUGUAUUUUCAAUCAGCAUUUUAGUUGUGUUUAAACCUUAUUCCAAAACUUUUGUAUUCAAGAAAGUCUGCAGUUCAUUUAAAUGAUCUUUUUUAUUUAUCCUUUAAAUAUAUAUGUCACAUCCACAACAACAAAAAUAAAUUGCACCACAUUGGUCACUGUACCACAUUGGUCACUGUACCACAUUGGUCACUGUAUCUUUUUAAAUAUGUUGAUCUUUGAUAAUUGUUUAAGAAAGAAAUAAAAGAAAGAGAAGUUAUAUUUCUUUCAUUACAUUUUUUUCAGGUUUAAAAGCUGUACAUUAAUGAGCAAUUAGCUAAAACGCUAGUCACCUAUCACUGGUGCCAUGUCCUGCAGUUGACAUUGUUUACUUGCUUUUACUUGGUGUUGUACUGCUUGAGCAAAUCUGCUGUAAGAAUGGUGAGCACUUCUGGCAGUGAAGUCACAGGCAACCAGGCAACCAUAGCUGUGAAAACAUUUAUUUCAGGAGGUAAGUGGUGUUCAAAAGUAGAUUGAACUUACAAGAGUGUUAUUAUAGUGAGAUAGGCCUACUAUUUAAAAGUAGAUUGAACUUACUAAAGUGUUAUAAUAGAGAGAUACCAUUCAAAAGUUGAUUUAACUUGCAAUAGUGUUAUUAUAAGGAGAUUCUAUUGAAAAGUACAUCUAAAUUGCGAAAGUGUUAUUAUUUGAAAUUAGUAUUUAAAUCUAUAUCUAUAUUGCUAGUGUUAUUGUAAAUUUAGUAUUUAAAAGUAGCUCUACAUGGCUAGAGUGUUAUUACUGGGAGUUGGCAUUCAAAAGUAUAAGCACUUAAAAAAUAGUUCAACGAGUUCAUCUAGAGGUGAAAAGGCAGGUUAUUCAUUCUUUGGCAUAUUUUUAUCAAUUUGGAUAAUUAUGAUGAAUCAAAGUUUCGUUCUUCAUUUGGGCCACGAGAAUAUUCUCUGGCUCAUAAUCAUGGAAUGAAAUGAUGGGCUAAAAUUGCUAAAAAGUAAUUAUUUUUGUAGGAAUAUUUAUUUGCAUUCUUCAGAUUAAAACAAAAAACAAAAUAAUCACCAGACAGGCUUUUUAUGAUGGUAUCAGCUCUAUCGUUUGACAACUUUCAACAUUAAGGUGAUGAUUGUAUCAGAUCUAGCGUUGGACAACUUUCAACAUCAAGGUGAUGACGGUAUCAGCUCUAGCGGUAGACAACUUUCACCAUUAAGGUGAAUACAUUUUGUAAAUAUCCUCAAAGUAAUGAAGUUAUGCCUAAUCCAUUGUGUGUGUCUUUGCCAGGGUUGGCUGGGAUUUGCGCAAAAACUGCAGUUGCUCCUUUGGAUAGAGUGAAAAUAUUGCUUCAAGCACACAAUCAGCAUUACAAACAUCUUGGUAAGAAAGAUUAUGUUUGUUCUCUGUGUCAUAUUACAUACAAACAGGUUGAUAAAAAAGUUAUGUCCAUUCUGUAUUGUUAUAUAACAAACAUGUUGAUAAAAAAAAUUAUUUUCGACCUUUGUUGUCACAUUACAAAAAUGUUGAUAAAAAAAUUAUGUCCGUUCUGUGCUGUCAUAUUACAAAUGUUAACAUAUCAGUAAAUAACAGAAUAUUUUUUAUGUUUCUCAGAGAAUAAUUAUAUGCAAAGCAAAGUGUGGAUAUCAUAGGAUAUUAUAGGGAGACACUAUUCAAAAGUAGAUCGAAGCACAUGUUCACUCAUUUUUUAUUAUCCAGGUGUAUUUUCAACAGUCAGGCAUGUUGUCAGUAAGGAGGGUUUCAUUGGUCUGUACCAAGGUAAUGGAGUUCAAAUGUUGAGAAUUUUCCCAUAUGCAGCUAUUCAGUUUUUAAGCUAUGAGCACUUCAAAAAGGUGAAUAUAUCAAAUGUACACAACACAUUUUUUUUUAUUCAAUUCAUCGACAAAAGGGUUAUUUAAGCUGCCUUAUUUUUCAAUACCUCACAAUAUUUUUAAAUGAAUGCAAUUAAUAAAAUCAUGUAUCUUAAUUACAAUCAAUACAAUUAUUUGGCUUAUUGUUUCAAUUAACUAAGCCUUUAAUUGUUUCAGAAUCCUGUAUCAUUUACAGGUAAAAUAAUAAAUAAACUCAGUUGUUAUUAUUUGUUAUGUCUCCUUUUAUUUCCAGUUGGCUAAGCAUGUCCCUUUAUUGUCCCAUUCACCAAAUAUAUGCAAGUUGAUAUGCGGCUCAUUGGCAGGUUGGGCUAAUUUUCUUCAUUGAAAAUAAUGCUUAAGAAAUAUGAAGCCCACUCAUGAAGUGGGGCAUAUUAACUAUGUGGAUAGUAUAGCUGAUCAACAACAUAUGAUACUUAUGUGGAUAAUAUAGCUGAUCAACAACAUAUGAUAAUUCUUUAAUUCAUUGAAUAUUUAAUAAAACCAAAGGGAUUUGUUAUCUAUUGAAGCCCACUUCUUCAAGACAUUGUUUUUUUUCAUGUGUAUGGAAUUGUUCUUCUGCUUAAAAUGAAGUAGAGCAUCACCAUAGCCUGUUAAAGCUUUCAAAUAUUUCAAUAAAUAAUUAUAGGUACCUUGAUUUCAAUCUUCAGGUCUUACUGCAGUGAUGAUUACCUACCCUUUAGAUAUGAUAAGAGCCAGAUUAGCUUUUCAGGUGAAAGGGGAGGCCAUAUAUGAUGGGAUUAUUCAUACAAUUAGAUCUAUUCGUCAUCUGGAGGGUGGAACUAGAGGUUUAUACCAGGGCAUUGUUCCCACCAUUCUUGGAAUGGCACCUUAUGCAGGUAGGCAUCUACUCUGUUCAUUUUUGCAAUCCAAUAUCCUGAAGUUGACAAGGGUCUUGUCUGUGUUCUACAAAGAUAUAAGGGUCUAGUUUAUGUUCUUCUCAGAUAUAAGGGUCUAGUCUAUGUUCUUCACAUAUAUAAGGGUCUAGUCUAUGUUCUUCACAGAUAUAAGUGUCUAGUCUAUGUUCUUCACAGAUAUAAAGGUCUAGUCUAUGUUCUUCACAUAUAUAAGGGUCUAGUCUAUGUUCUACACAGAUAUAAGGGCCUAGUCUAUGUUCUACAUAGAUUUAAGGGUCUAGUCUAUGCUCUACACAGAUAUAAGGGUCUUAGUCUUUGUUCUACACAGAUGCCUUAACCCAGGAACUGCCAAAUACAAACAUGAUGUAGUGCAAGACUUAAGUUUCCAAAAUUAUUAUAAAAUAAAUCCAGAGACCUAUUUAAGUAUAGAUAUUCUAAGAAUAAAUUGGACAAGAAAUCAAAUGGUAUGAAUUUUGGAAUUCUGUGAGGUAAAAAAUGAACAUGACCUUGACCUUGAAGCAGUGAGUAAUAUUGAGCUACUAUUUAUUUGACUUCAACUCACACCCAUACUGACUUCUCUUGUUAUCCUCUAAAUAUGUUUUUGGUCAUAGAAAACAAUAUUCUUUCAGUUUAGACAGCUUACAGUUGUUCAGAGGUAUAAAAAUGUAAAAAAAUUAGACAUAAAUUGAUUGGUGACCUACCUAAUUCUUUCUAUAAUACUUAUUAAAUUCAUUACAAACCUAUUCCUCACACCGUGCACUAUUAGAACUUGAACUGCUACUAGUCCUAGCUCCACCAUUGUAAUGAUCACUACCAUAAGUAAUCCCCACAAAAGUAUUUUCAAAAUCACUUACACAAAGAAUAUUCAAAUGGAUUUGGCUUUUGUUUUGCAAGGCCAGCAUCUGAGUCCUACCAGUUUGUAUUAACAAAAAAUCCCAGAUAAUUUCAAAUGAUCAAAACAAAAAAACAUGAACACUUGAAUGAAAGGGCAGUAAAUCUAGAUUACAAGAGUUAUCCUUCAUGAUUCACAUUUACAAGAUUAUUUUUUGGUAGAGGCCGAUAUAUUGGCCAUAACACCACAGCAGCAGCCAUAGAGGCAGUUGAUAGGCCAUUGUGACAGUUUGGGGGUUAAUACUUGUAACAAACUUACUUGGACCAUCUGUCGGCAGUUCUAGCUCUCAUUGCCUUCUGUCUCUCAAACAGGACUCUUGAAUGAUUUUAAUGCCAACACAGUGUCCAAUUGUAUAAAGAUCUUCUUUACUGAAUACUGUAUACCACUCAAUCUAAUGACUUUAUUUCUCAUAUAUUUUCAACAUUAAAAUCUGUAUCCAUUCUAUGAUAGCACAAAUAUGACUGACACAAAGAUGGCUGACACUACUAACUUUUCAACACAUCCGGAGCUCAUGACAGUCAAACUAAUCUCUCCCUAAUCAACACUGAUGAUCUACAAGAAAUCUAACAUGAUUUCUGGGCACUCUCAACACAAACUAACUACUCUCUUGUGAUCAAACUCCAUGUAUCCUCACUCACAAGUUUAUUAUUAUUUCCCUUUCGACCAAUCACAUUGAAAUAUAAGAAUACAAUUAAAAAUUAAUGACUCACGAUUACAAUAAAUCUCACCCUGAACACUGUGGUUUUCAUACCUGGACAGCAAUGUAUUUAUUUUAAACCUUACAAACUUGCAUAAUUUGCAGGUAAACGUCAAUAAUUAUUUACAUUGAUUUAGUUUUUUUAAUAACAAAAUUUGAAACAUUUACAAACCAUUAAAUAAAGGUUGGCAAUUAUCUUAUUCACUAAGCAAGUUAAAACACAGUUUUUCAUGCCUGAAUGUGUUUAAUGUAUGCAAAUGGUAUAUUUUUAUUUGAACCAGGUCUUUCAUUUAGUAGCUUUGAGAUGUUGAAAAACUUUGCCCUGGACACAUUCCCUGACCUACUUGGAAAACCUUGUCCACAGACAACAGGUGGUGUUGUCUUGAUAUUGCCAGCUAAACUUGUCUGUGGUGGGCUGGCAGGAGCCAUAGCACAAACAAUUUCGUAAGUAUGUUUUACAUUUUUAGCUACAGCACAAACAAUUUUUCUAUGGUAGGAGUCUUAGAAAAAACAAUAUUGUGAGUACAUUGUAUGGUAGGAGCCAUAGCAAAGACAAUAUUGUAAGUACAUUGUAUGGUAGGAGCCAUAGGAAAGACAAAUUUGUAAGUACAUUAUACAUUGGUAGCCACAGCACAAAAAAUUUUGUAAUUACAUUAUACGACAGGAGCCACAGCACUAACAAAUUCAUAAAAACAUUUUAUGAGAGAAGGCAUAACACUAACAAUUGUAUAAAUACAUUUUAUGAGAGAAGGCAUAGCACUAACAAUUUCAUAAAUACAUUAUAUGAGAGAAGGCAUAUCGAUAACAAUUUCAUAAAUACAUUAUGUGAGAGGAGGCAUAGCACUAACAAUUUCAUAAAUAUUUUAUAUGACAGAAGCCAUAUCACAAACAAUUUGAUGAGUAUCGGUUCAUUAUAUUCACAUUUUACUCUUCUAUUUCUUAACAAUGCCACACUAUCAAUUAAAAAAAAACGUCUUCAUACAAGCCUUACACUAAACUAACCAACACUGCCCACAAAAUCAUUUGCUGACUCUCUUUACACUCACUCCUGUCAAUUUAUUCUUAUAAUCUUUUUACUCUCACCAUUCAUUUCACUUUUAUAAUCUUUUACACUGUCACCCUUCAUGUCUCUCUUAAAAUCUUUUACUCAGUCACCCUUCAUGUCACUCUUAAAAUCUUUUACUCUGUCGCCCCUCAUGUCACUCUUAAAAUCUUUUACUCUGUCACCCUUCAUGUCACUCUUAAAAUCUUUUACUCUGUCACCCUUCAUGUCACUCUUAAAAUCUUUUACUCUGUCACCCUUCAUGUCACUCUUAUAAUCUUUACACUAUAACCCUUCAUGCUCAUAUUAGUCACUCUUAUAAAUCUUCCAUUAGCCGAUAUGGCUUUAAUUUACCAUUUAAUUAGUAGCAUUGAAUUUUACUUGAGGUCUGUCACAAUAUUGUUUGACUUAAUAAUAGUUUUUAAAGUACUUAAAUUGAUAAACUGUUGCUCAAUGUGAUAUAAAUUUCUAUUUGCUUUUGAUUUCCAAAUCUGAUUGCUUUGUUUAGGUAUCCACUUGAUGUUGUAAGGAGAAAGAUGCAGUUAUCUGGCAUGGUGGUUAAACAACAGGAAGCUGUUAUUCACUAUCCCAGGUUUGUGGUUUGUUACAUGUAUUAUACCGAUAUUGUUUUACAUGUAUUACACCAAUAUUUUUUUACAUGUAUUACGCCGAUAUUGUUUUACAUGUUUUACACCGAUAUUGUUUUACAUGUAUUACACCGAUAUUGUUUUACAUGUAUUACACCGAUAUUGUUUUACAUGUAUUACACAGAUAUUGUUUUACAUGUACUACAAAAACAUUCGAUCAAUGCAGAAAUAUUCAAAUUAUCCCAAAUCAUUAACAUAACUCUCUCAUAUCAUUCUUUUAUCUCCUCAUUCUCUUCUAACCCUAACCUCAUGCUCUUCUAACCCUAACCUCAUGCUCUUCUAACCCUAACCUCAUGCUCUUCUAACCCUAACCUCAUGCUCUUCUAACCCUAACCUCAUGCUCUUCUAACCCUAACCUCAUGCUCUUCUAACCCUAACCUCAUGCUCUUCUAACCCUAACCUCAUGCUCUUCUAACCCUAACCUCAUGCUCUUCUAACCCUAACCUCAUGCUCUUCUAACCCUAACCUCAUGCUCUUCUAACCCUAACCUCAUGCUCUUCUAACCCUAACCUCAUGCUCUUCUAACCCUAACCUCAUGCUCUUCUAACCCUAACCUCAUGCUCUUCUAACCCUAACCUCAUGCUCUUCUGGCCAAUGAUGAUGCCAAAACAAACCUUGGUCAAUUAACGAAAUCACAACCAUUUUUUAUUCUUGCUCAAUUUCUAUAUGUAAUUUCCUAUUAUUAAUUCACAUAUACAAGCAAACAACUAACACACAACAUUUAACAUUAGUUCUAUGUAGUUUCAAGUAGAAGUGUGGGAUUAAUUUUAUGUUGUUACAUAUCCUUUGUCAAUAACAUUUGGUAGGACUAUAGCUGGCAACAUUUGGUAGGAUUAUAGCUGACAACAUUUGGUAGGACUAUGGCUUGCAACUUUUGGUAGGACUACGGCUGGCAACAUUUGGUAGGGGUAUAGCUGGCAACCUUUGGUAGGACUAUGGCUGGCAACAUUUGGUAGGACUAUGGCUGGCAACAUUUGGUAUGACUAUAGCUGGCAACGUUUGGUAGGACUAUGGCUGGCAACAUUUGGUAGGACUAUGGCUGGCAGAAAUCUCCCAAAUUAAAGUGCAAAUAUCUUAUCAUGAAUUAGCAAAGGUCUAUAAUUUAAUAAUUUGUCAGCUGUAUGAGUCUCUUUUUGGGAAUUAACUGCCCACAGUUCCUCUAAUUUAAGAUUACCUGCCUAAAGUUUCUAUAAUUAAUAUCCCACCCCCCCCCCCCCCCCCUAAUUGCUUUUCNCCCACAACACUUUGUCUAAAAUUUAAUUCUAUUAUUUGUUUAUUCUUCUAGAGGUUGGCUCAGGGUCAUGGUUGAUGUCUACCAAGAAAACGGCAUUGUCCGAGGAUUGUAUCGAGGGAUGAGCAUCAACUAUAUUCGCAUUAUGCCCACAGUUGCCAUUUCUUUUGCCACAUAUGAAUCUGCCAAGCAGGCUUUUGGAUUAGACACAGGAGUUGACAGAUGAUGACAAUUGAUGACAGUAGAUAUCAGAUGACAAUAGUUUUGGGAUAAGAUCCUCCAGCAGCAUUCUAAAAAUGUACAAACUUUACACCACACAAUUGGCUGAAUAUCAAAGUUUUAUCAGAUCAAAUAACAAAUUCAUUUCAUGUAGCAUCUCAUGUGGAUGAUGUGUCAACUCAUGUGGAUGAUGCAUCAUAUCAUGUGGAUGAUGCAUCAUCUCAUGUGGAGAGUGUUUCAUUUCAUGUGGACGAUGUCAGUGCAGGUGGAUGAUGAGUCACUAGUAUUUUAAAAAGAUUUUAAAAAUCUACAUAUAACUAAUAAAAUGUUUGAUAGGAAGUUAGCUCCGUUUCUUAAUUAGAGCUUGACAGAUAUCUGGAGACUUGUUUCAACCUGUGAUAAGCAAAUAUUCUCUAUAAAAAAAAGUUAUUAAUCUAAUUUUGUUUGUUCAACAUUUUGAAUCUGUCAUGUUAUGCCUGGGUCAGAUUAUGUCAUAAGCAUUUCUUCUUUCGAACAUAUUUCCAUUUGUUUGGAUCAAUAAAAGAAUCUUAUCUUUUAACACCCCCCCCCCCUGAGAAAAUGUGUACCAUAUUAAAUAAAUCCAUAUAUUCAAUUUAAAGUAUUAACUUGAAAUUUUUAUAGCUCUUUUAAUACAAUUAGUGGAACCAAUACAAUAUCGCUACUCAUCAAUAUAUUUGAUGAUUUUUAACCCAAUUCUAGAGACCUGUACAAUAUUUGGUUGUAAAUACUGUAUUAUUGUUCCAGAAAUAGGCCCCUCCUUAUUUUAAGCCGCACCCCUAGUUCCAGUUGUCAAAUAUGGAUAUUAACUAAGACACUUCAGUCACACACUUGAUUAACUAGACACAUCACUCCUACACUUGAUUAACUAGACACUUCAGUCCCACACUUGAUUAACUAGACACUUCAGUCCUACACUUGAUUAACUAGACACUUCAGUCCCACACUUGAUUAACUAGACUCUUCAGUCCUACACUUGAUUAACUAGACACUUCAGUCCUACACUUGAUUAACUAGACUCAACAGUCCUACACUUGAUUAACUAGACACUUCAGUCCUACACUUGAUUAAAUAGACACAUCAGUCCCACACUUGAUUAACUUGACAGUUCAGUCCCCCAGUUAAUUUAACAAGAUACUUUUGUCCCCAGAAUUAUUCAUAAACUUAUUUUUAUUAUUAAAAAAAUAAUUACAAUUUACAUUAUGAGAUUCAUUCAAUAGAUGUGUACAAGCAAAUAUUAAUGUUAAAUUAUGGGAUUCAUUUAAUAGAUGUCUGCGAUACAUGCAAAUGUUAUUACAUUGUGGGACUCAUUUAAUAGAUGUGUGCGAUACAUGCAAAUGUUAUGUUACAUUAUGGGAUUCAUUCAAUAAAUGUGUACAUGCAGAUUUUAAUGUUACAUUAUGGGAUUCAUUCAAUAAAUGUGUACAUGCAAAUUUUAAUGUUAAAUUAUGGGAUUCAUUCAAUAAAUGUGUACAUGCAAAUGUUAAUGUUAAAUUAUGGGAUUCAUUCAAUAGAUGUGUACAUGCAAAUGUUAAAUAUUAGAUUCAUUCAAUAGAUGUGUACAUGCAAAUGUUAAAGUGGAAUUACUACAUUCAUGCAUGAGCACACGUAAAACUGAUGGUUAUGCCAUGCUUAAGAACGUUACCCAAAAUGUGUUUCAGAAGAGCUUUUCUGGAGAGUCCAAUGCAAUGACGUAUGGCUUUUAUUUCAUGCAGGUUAUCUUCAUCUAAUUUGUUCAACUUGUGGAAGAUUUUAAACAUGAAACAACCCCUAAAAGCAAAAAUUUUUCCUAAUAUAUUAAUAUUCUUAUGACCCACCCUCUUUUACACAGCAGAUUUAUUUCACCAACGAUUUCAGAAAAAGAAAAGAAAAUAUUACGCACCUAACGCACUUGCGAUAUUUUUAAAACUCUCACUAUAGCACAGUGAUCAGGCAUUUUAUUUGGUGCAGCCUGUGGCAUCAUAUUUCCUUCAUCAUCCAUCCCCUUGGAAAACAGAAAAUACUGAUUUUUGGAUGGGCUUGAAACUUUGAUAGAAUGUGUUGUCAUGGCCAAUGAGUGUAUGUGCCAAGUUUCAGCUUGAUAGGGUGAUGGCAGGUGGGUCAGUUAGCCGUCUGAAGAAUUUGCCUCACACCCAGACAGAAAAAAAGAAACACACAAACAAAAGAGAAUUAAAUAAAGUAUUUAAAAAGAUUUCCAUAUUUUGAUUGCAAACCAUGUUAUAUUUUAAUAUCAUGAUAAUUAAGUUGGGUUUGAAGAAUUGUUUGUACAUGUGUUUGUAGAGUUGUCUGAUAUGACAAUGGUUUUGUAAUUUGGUCUUUUAUGUACAUGGAUUUAUAAGUGUGUCUAAUAUGUACACAGAUUUGUAAUUUUGUCUUAUAUGUACAUGGGUUUGUAACAUUGUCUGACAUGUACAUGGGUUUGUUAGGUUGUCUGACAUGUACAUGGGUUUGUUGGGUUGUCUGACAUGUACAUGGGUUUGUUGGCUUUGUCUGGCAUGGGUUUGCAGGGUUGUCUGACAUGUACAUGGGUUUGUUGGGUUGUCUGACAUGUACAUGGGUUUGUUGGGUUGUCUGACAUGUGCAUGGGUUUGCAGGGUUGUCUGAUAUUUUCAUUAGUGUUUGUUUUUUGAUUAAAAAUUCUUCAAAUGUGUACUUUGGUUGUUUUUUUUAAUAUUAAAGAAAGUAAAAUUUAAGAUG